Gastrolobium bilobum is the source of this 767-nucleotide messenger RNA. Its product is annotated as protein NOI4-like. Bases 158 to 394 code for a protein of 78 amino acids. The transcript has 3 exons. The record is from RefSeq and is a predicted model, not a curated record. NCBI's taxonomy places the organism in Eukaryota, Viridiplantae, Streptophyta, Magnoliopsida, Fabales, Fabaceae.
ACUUUCUCUCUCUAACGUUAACUCUCCCUCUCCCUCUCUCUCUCUCUCACACACACACAGACACACAGAGAAUUUUCUUCUUUUUCCGAUUCCUUUUAUUUAUUGGCGUUUUCCAACUCCGUUCAUUUUCCCGGAAAAUAUUUCCUCUCUCGUAUUGAUGUCGGAAAAGGGUCGGCCACUUCCAAAAUUUGGUGAAUGGGAUGUCAAUGAUCCUGCCUCAGCUGAGGGGUUCACAGUGAUUUUUAAUAAAGCUAGGGAUGAGAAAAAGACUGGUGGUAAUCCUGAGUCACCAGGAAAGACUGCUACUAAUCCUCAGAGCAAACCUGCAUUAGAUCCUGGCAAAGCUCAGAAUAAAAAAUGGUUUUGCUGCAUAAACCCUCCUGCAGAAUCAUAGCAAUUGUUGCUCCAGUGAAAAGCUUGAACAGAAGAACAAUGUUUAUGUGUUACUAGCCCCACAGUAUUUUCUCAAAGAUAGGAGCUGUAGAGCCAUAAGUGAAUUCUGCUGGAAUUUAGAUUAUGUGCUGUAAGAGUGAGCUGCAGUGGGGGAAAGCAAAGAAGACAGAUUAUUAUUUAUAUGUGUGUGUAUCAAUGUUGUGAUUUAUUUUUAGGAGCCAAGGUUGCUUCCUGUUUUGCCUUGUUUGCGCUAUGAGCUAGAGCGUUGUCACAUUGUAUUCCUUGUUGAAUUAUCAAACAAAUACUAUUUUAUGAACCCAUUUAUAUCCUUGAUUUCGUUGCCUGGACAAAGCUUGCAAUUUGGUACGUGCCUU